AUGUCUACAGCAAUCAAGGUCGGCAUCGUAGGUGCUACUGGUCGAACGGGAAGCUCAAUAUUGAACGGGUUGCUAGCUUCCGAGACGGGAUUUGAUAUCACUGUUCUUGCCCGACCUACAUCUGUCAAUAACGAGGCUAAUAACGAACUCAAGAGCCGCGGCAUUCGUAUCGUAGCUGCGGACUUGACCGGUCCCAAGGAUGACCUCGUUAAAGCGAUUACCGGCAUUGAUGUAAUAAUAUCGUGUAUAGUAUUCUCUAGCCUGGGUGAUCAGGUACCUCUGGCCGAGGCGGCGAAACAAGCUGGCGUAAAGAGAUUCGUGCCAUGCAACUUUAGCACGCCAGCACCACGAGGCGUGAUGGAUAUAUGUGACGAGAAAGAUGAUAUCCUGGCAGCUAUCCAACGCUUGUAUUUGCCGUACACCUUGAUAGACGUUGGGUGGUGGAUCGACCAGUCGGUACCAGCCAUACCUUCAGGCCGAACAGAUCACGUAAGUGUCAAAGUGCUCGACAUAAUUCCUGGCGACGGAUCGGUACCCAUGGCCUAUACAAACUUGCCAGACGUCGGGACGUACGUGGCGAAAAUCAUUGCCGACCCAAGAACCCUCAACAAGAAGGUCUUUGCGCAUACCGAAACACUCAGUCCAAUCCAAAUAAGGGGCCUGCUGGAGGAGCUCAGCGGAGAAAAGGUUACAAGAAAUUAUCUGAGCGCAGACGAGAUACACAAGGCUAUCGCUUCGGCGCGCUCUGCCCUAGAAAAAAACCCUAGAGAUCCAACUGCCAGGUUUAACCUCAUUCUGAAUCAGUACAUAGAUUCGUGGGGACUCCGAGGAGAUAACACUCCUGAGAUCGCAUCGUAUCUGGGAUAUCUAGAUUUCAAGGAGUUGUAUCCAGAUGUUAAGGGAAAGACGGUACGAGCCCGUCUUCAAGAGAUCCUAAAUGGGAAUUGA
Molecule: messenger RNA, 948 nt
Organism: Daldinia childiae
Lineage: Eukaryota; Fungi; Ascomycota; Sordariomycetes; Xylariales; Hypoxylaceae
Product: Isoflavone reductase like protein
Exons: 4
Coding region: 1-948 (315 amino acids)
Source: RefSeq, a predicted model, not a curated record